UUCAUAAUUUGAAUAUAAUAAUUAUUAAUUUAAAUAAUUACCUACAGACAUUCUCAUGCAAAGAACUUGAAAGCUGCAUGGAAGACUUCUUGAAGAAAUGUUCUGAAAUUGAUUUAAAGUAUAGUAUUCUUGCAGAGGAACGCAUAUUGCAGGUUACUAAAGCUGAAGAAAGGGCAAGAGAGGUAGAAGAAUCUAAGUGUGGAAAGAGAUGUUUAAAUGAAGAGAUUGAAAAACUUAACUCCUUCAUUCAGGAAUUAAAUGAUAAAUUACUUUUUGAGAAAGAAAGGAACAAAGAUUUAAGUUGUAAAUAUGCUAAAGAAAUAUCUGUCUACUCUAUGAAGUUGAAAGAUUUAGAAGAAGAAAAAACAUUGUUACUGGAGGUGUGUGAGAGACAGAAGACAAAACUUGAAGAGACGCAGAGUAAGCUGUGUCAGUGUGAAGAAGAACUGCAAUUGGUUGGAAGGGAAAAAGAAUUUCCACAUGGUUGUGAAGUAGAUGCUUUGAUAAACUUAUUAGAAGAUACAAAGCAAAACCUAAAUAAAGACAAAGCAGCAAAGGACACUGAAAGCCUGGAAUCUGAUAGCUACUUAAAAUAUCAUAUGGUAGAAUUUAGGGCUAUUACUGAAGACAGAGAUAAAUUUGCUAAACAUAUUGUGAGGCAGGAUCAGUUAGGCAUAUUUAACAGUCCUGGACAUACAGAUCUUGGAAAUACUUCAUGGAAUAUAUCUUGCCACGGGGAUGUUUUAGACCCUAAUAGUGGCAAGUCAAUGUCUAGUUCGGAUGGGCAAAUGUGUUCUAACAUGCCAGAAGAGACUUCAGAUGCAACUGAGCUGAAGAGAAGCUGUGCAGUGUCACAUUUAUCAAGGCGUUGUUCAUCAGAGAUUGAAACAGAACACAAAGAUAAAGGUGAUGGUGAUACUGAGUUGGUGAUAAGUCUAAUUAAGCAGAUAAAGGAAAAAGACUUAAUUUUGGACAAGGCUUAUCAACAAGCUCAAGAAGAUGUGGCAGGAGAAGUUUCAAUUGCUCAUUUAGAAAAGCAAAAAGGAUGUGUUGCCUAUGAAGAGUGUCUCAACCAAAAAAUGGAGGAGGAUUUGGAACCAGAAAACAAAAGAAAGCAAAGAGAAAAUAGUGUUCUAGCAAUUAGUGAUCAAGAAUUCAAAGAUAAAGUGCAGGAUUUAUAUCUUACCUGGGAAGAAAUGGUAAAAGAUCUCCAACAGGAAAAAGAAAUGCUAAGGGUGCAGUUAAGAGUGCAGGAGCAAUUGAUGAAAGAUGUUCAGGAACAAAAAACAGCUUCUGAUUCUGUGACUAGUGAAGUUCAGUCUCUAUUUGGACAGCAGCUGGCUAUUUUGCAGAAGCAGAGAGAUCAUAUGCAAGCUCAGGUAGAUAGCCAGAAGGCCAGGAACAAAACUCUUUCUGAACUACUUGGUCAAAAAGCUGUAUUAGAAAAUUUAUUACUAAAAGAACAGGAAGAUUUCAAAUUGGAAAUCAAUAAAAAAGAACAAAGUUUAUCAUGUUUGCUUAAGGAAAAAUCAACACUAGAAGAAAAUCUAGUUAUAGUAGGGGAGAGUUUAACAAAAGCAGAAGAAGCUUUGGAAGAAAGUAUUAACAAAAUAAUGAUUCUUGAGCAAACCGUAGAUGAGCUUAAUGUGAAAAUUAAAACAAUUGAAGAAUCACAUGAAUUUGAAAGACUAGAAUUUGAAAAGAAACUGAAAAGCAGUAAUUCAGAAGUGCAGAAGCUUAGCACUGAAAUGAUUCUAAAAGAAAAGGAAUUUAGUGAAGAUGUAGCUUUUUUAAAGAAUGUUCAGCUGAAAGUUGAAACUCGCCUAGAAGAGACUUUGCAGAAGUCUGUACAGAACAUAGAAGUGAUACAGUGUGAGAUGAGAAGAUUACACAAGGGUGAAAUCAGUACAAUGGAGUCUCGUUAUCAGUCUGAACUUGCAGAUCUGAAAUUGCAGCACCAAAAAACAACUGAAGAACUCAAUGCAGAAAUAAGAGAGAGAAUGGAACAGCAACAACAGAUAGAAGCAGACCGAAAAGAAGAGACUGGAAUAAUUAAAAAGGUUCAUGAACGAGAACAUGAUCGUGAAAUAUGUGAACUAAUUAUUCAGCAUGAAGAUGAAAUUAAAGAGCUGCACACUAAAUUAAUGAAGGAGCAACAGCAAAUGUUAGAUGAAUUGCAACAACAAAUAGAAGCUCAGCAUCAGGAAGAGAUGCAGCAAGCAGAGGCCCUUCAUAAUCUUAAACUGGAAGCUCUAAAACUAAGUUCAAGUAAUAUGCACACAUCCCAGUUGGAACUGAUGCAGACUAAUCUGAGAAAGGAAAAAGAAACUGCCCUAAUGGAGUUACGUGAGAUGCUCAAUGAUAAACAUGCUCAAGAAGUAGCAGUUUUACAAGGCCGAUUCCAUUUUGACUUGGAACGUAUUACGGAACAGCAUGAUAAGGAAAAAGAAGAAAUGGCUCUGCAACAUCAAUUCGACAUGGAUAAACAGAAGAAGGAAAUAGCUCUGGAAAUGGAGAAGAAACAUACCCAGUUAUUGGAGAGUCUUAAAAAAGAAUGGGCAUCAAAUACAGACCUCAGUUUAAAAACCAUGUCUGAAGAGCUAUCGCUGAAACAUCAGAUUGAAUUAAACGAGAUGAAAACAACCCUAAAAACAGAAGUUGACAAAGUGAAAGGAAAGUUGAAGAGUCUGUCUUUCGAAAAGGAUCAGACUGAAAUGGAGCAUGAAAACUUCAAAAACCAGUUUGAUUUGGCCAUGACAAAACUGCAGAUUGAACAUGGACAAAAGUUGGAAGAUAUGAAAGAGCAAAGCAAGAAACAAGAAGGAGAGUUACAGCAGGAGAUAGAGAACCUAAAGGCUAUACAGGAAAAAUUAAAGGCAGAGUCAGAAGAAGAAAUCAAGCACCUUUGGUCUCAAUUGGAUAGUGCUCGGUCAAGUCGACAAGAAUUAAGUGAAUUGAAAGAACAGCUGCUUGCUCGAACAUCACAUAUGGAAGAAAUGGAAUACUUGAAGAAGGACUUUCAGCUUAAAUGGGAUAAAAAAAGAAGUGAACAUGAAAAUGAACUGGAACAGUUAAGACUUUAUUUUGAACAGAAAUUAAAGUUUGUGGAAGAAAACUACAGGGAAGAAUUAACAAUGCUGCAUCAGAGACUGCAGGAAAUGAAAGAUUACUCCCUGUUAGAGAUGGAGAACAGCCAAGAUCUACAUGUAGAAUUUGGUCCAUCUACCACACUUUUAGAAGAGAUGACUGAAAAAGAGAGACAUGAUCUAUUUGAGCAGCUAACUCAGCAGCUGGAGCGUCAUAAGGAAGAAUUCUCUUGUUUACAGUUGCAUAUGGAUAAUAAGCACAGAAGUGACGUAGAGUUGUUAAGGUCUUCGCUCUCGCUUCAGUACCAAGAGAGCCUAAUGAAGAUGAAGAUGGAUCUCUCGGAUAGAUACACUUCUGAAAUUGAGCAACUGAAAAGAAAGCAUUGUUUGGGUCUUGAACAGCUCCGUGCCACAAUGUCAGAAGAGCACCUCAAAGAAAUUGCUAAACUUCGUCUACAAAGUGCUCAAGAUGCUGCACGCCAGGUAGAAGUGGAAGUAGCUGAGCGACUCUUGGUACUGGAAAAUGACUACAAAGCUCAACUUAAUAUUCUUCAGUUUGACAUGCAGUCCAUUUCUAUGCAAAAAGAAGAAAUAGAAAAACUGAAGAGAGAAAAUACUAAAUUCAAGGAAAUGAGUGUGUGUCAAGAAAAGCAUUUGAAGGAAUUAGAACAGAUUAAAUGUAAACUCAUUGAAGAUCAUGCAAACAUGUUAAAGAAAACUAGAGAGGAGUUGCAGGAAAUGGAACAGACUCAUAAAACAAAAGCUGAAGAAUGGAAACAAGAACAGGAGGAUUUGAGAAGAAUGAAUGAAGAGAAAUUAUCACUGUUGUGUAAAGAGCUUGAAAGCAAGGCAGAAUAUGAAAGGCAAGCCUUGCAAAAGCAGUUUGAAUUUCGUGAAGCUGAAAUGGUUUGGCUUCAAGAGCAGCAGGCUACUAAAAUUGUAGAAUUAGAGAAAUCCCUAAAGGAGCAGCAGGACAUUGUUCAGCAGCUGGAGGAGACUUUAGUAAACACGCAGGCGGCUUUGGCUCAGUGUGAGAAUGAGCUCACUUCCACAAAGGCCCUCAUGACUGAAGAGUCAGAAAAAGCGAAAGAAGCGUUACAAGAAGAAUGGAAAGCUAAACUCAAAGAAGCCCAGAGCAGGUUUGUGGAAGAGGGUGAAGCUAUUACUGAAAAAAUCACAAGAGAACAUCACAUUCUCCUUCAGGACCAAAGAGAAAAACACAUUGAGGAGCUCAAAUGUCAAAGUAAAGAGCUGCAGCAUAAACAUAAGGAACAAAUUUUGUCUCUGACAUUCAAUCUACAGACAAAGCACCAAGCUGAAAUUGAAACUCUCAGAUCUGCAUUAGAAAGGAAACAGCAGACUCUAGAAGCGUCAAUAUCUGAUACGCAGAAUAAUCAUCAAGCACAAAUAACAGAACUGGAGACCAUGCAUUUAUCGAAUUUGGAUACUCUGGAGUCUGCAUAUUUAUCUGAAAUUCAGCUUCUACAAGAUGAGCACAGGCAAGCUCUUGGAGAUUUACGGUUAGAUUUCAGAGAACAAUUGCUUCAGAAGGACAAGGAAAAUCAAGUGCUUUUGACUCAAGAAUUAGAUGGGAUGGAACUUAAACAUGCUGAGAAGCUGCAGAUUUGCCAAGACAAUCUGGAAAUAGAGCUGACUACUGUUCACAUAGGAAAACUUAAAUUAAUAACAGAAGAACUACAAGAAACUCAUAAGGAAGAUUUGACAAUAGCACUAGAAAAACAAAGAUGUUUAUUGGAAGAUUACUAUCAUAAAGCCCUCGAUGCGUGGCGGGGAGAAAUGCUCCAUAUAGAGGAACAGCAUAAGAAAGCAAUGCAGGAACUUCAAGAUCUUCAUGUUGUGGAAGUUAAGAAAGAAAAAGAGAAAUGCCAGCAUCUUCAGAAAGAGGUAGAGUCAGACAAAGAAUUGGAGGAGAAAAUCAAAUCUUUAAACAAAGAGAUAGAAGAUGCUAAGGCUGACCUGAAAAACCUUUUACAGCAACGGAACAGAGAGAAUCAGGAAGGAGAGACUCUGAUAGCCUUGUUGAGAUCUGAUAUGGAUGUUUGUAGAAAUGAAAGGAAAAAUCUCCAAGAGUCUUAUCACCAAGCUUUGAAAUUGCUUCUGAAAGUAGUGAAGGCUACUAAAGAUUCUGAAGACCUCAUCUGUAAGAAAGUUGGCCUUUGUCUUGAUGACAGCCUGGCAUCUGGAGAUUCAGGAGAGAGUCAGAAUACAAUUGGAGAAAGAAUAUUUGUACAAAAUCGUAAAACUAUAGAAAAAUGGGGCAUAAGGAAAAGUAAUAGAGGGAAAGUUCUUGAUCAAACUCUACCAGAACGCAGCUUUGAUCCUUUGGUGCCUGAUGAAGUAUCUGAGCUGAGUGAACAUUUAUGUGAAAGUAUUUUUGAAAACCCAGACCUGGUGUUUGAAAAUGAAGAGGGAAUUAAUAAAAUUUGUCAUUGUUUGCAUGUUGCUGUGGAAAUGCUCCUAGAGCUGGUUGUUGAAUCAACUAAACAGCUGGAGGAAACUCAUAAAAUCCAUAUUCACUUCGAAGAGGAAUUAAAGUGUAGGAACUGGGAAGCAUGUCAGGUGGCUAAUGAGCAUCAUGAGCCAAUGGACUGUCUUAAUGAAGAGAAUGAGGCCAAGAAUAAUCUGAUGUUGGAGUUUCAUAAAGCUAGAGGCCUCAUGGAAGGUUAUUUAACAGAGAGACAUGCCUUGGAAGAAGCCCUAAAUCUGAAAGAGGAAUCAGAACGCUCUCUUGUUGCAGAGUUGGAGAAUUUGAAAGCACAGGUCCAAGAAUUAAUGCAGAAACAUGUAGUAUCUAUUGAGGAACAGAAGUUGCUAAUCAGUCAAAAUAAAGCUUUGGCUGCCAAUGUAGGGGAAAGAGAAGUUGCUUUACUCAAGGAAGUUGAACAUCUAGCAAAAGCAAAAUUAGAACUGCAGUGUCAAGCAGAAAAGGACUGUUCCACCUUGAAUUCUCAAAUGAAAAUCUUGGAGAUGGAACUUGAAGAACAACUGAACAAAAAUCAGAAGAUGACAAGUUUGUCAUUAGAGGUUGCUGACCUUAGACAACAAAUACAAGCCCUUGAAAGACAGCUUAAAAAUCAACGAGAUUUCAUGGAUAAACAAGCUAUUGAAAGGGAACAUGAACGUGAUGAAUUUCAGGAAGAAAUUCAGAAACUAGAAAAGCAGUUAAAAGCAACAACAAAAUUCCAGGCUUCUGAACAGUCCAGAGAAUAUGUGGCUGAGACUCUCCACAGUGAAAUAAGAGAGAGAAUGGAGGAUUACAAUGUACUUUUGUUAGAUAAAGAACAGAUACAGAAAGACCUUGCUGUUCAACAAGAAGAAAUAGAAAAACUGGAAGCCCGGGUCAGAGAACUGGAGUAUAUGAAUAGGGAAGAGGGAAAGAAUGUCAAUAAACUCACACAAGAGCUGCAGAAAAUGAAAAGAAAGGAAGCUGAAUUAAAACAAGAUAAAGAAGCACUACAACAGCAACAGUAUAAUAAUUUGAUCCAGAUUUCUAGUUUGCAAUCCAAAUUGGAUGAAGUCAAACACAGAGUGCUUACCGAAGACAGCUUGGAUCAUAUACUAAUGGAACAAUUGAAAGCACAAGAGGAACUUACAACAAAAAGGAGAGAAGUUGCAAACCUGUCAGAACUACUCAAACAAUGGAAAGAAACUGUAGUGAAUAAAAAUGAAGAGAUCUUGCAGCUAAGUUCACAACUAGAAGAAGAAGAAAAUGUUAAUGUCACCAAAAUAAUUCAGCUCCAAGACGAAAAUGCACACCUCAAAGAAAACAUUGAAAAACUUACCACGCAAAGUCAGAAUCCAGGUAGUAGCGAAUUGGUUAUUCUGCCAUUUCUGAAAUCCUUGAUUGAAGAAAAAAAUGAAGAAAAUAAUAAUUUGAACGAGCAGAUUAAGAGGCUGGAACAGAAGAUAGAAAACAGCAAGGAAAAUGAGGUUCUGAAAAAGCAAGUGCUUGAAAUUGAAGACUUGAAGUCAGUUAUAGAAUAUCUUCAUGGUGAUAAGGAACAAUUGCUAAAGGAUAAAACAGAAGAAAUAGAACAACUCCACAGAGUAAUUGAGAAGCUUCAAAAUGAGUUGGCUCUUCUUGAACCCAUGUUUCAUGAAGUUAGUGAUAACCAAGACAAUCUUCAUAACAUUGCUGUAGUAGAGGUGGAGGAGAUCCUUCAUAAUAAAUUGAAGAAAGGAUCACCAACUCAUCUGGAGAGCCGAGAUGAGGGUGACAACUGUCUUCUACUUAAUUCCAGCCAGAAACAGCAUCAGGGACAGCUAGAAAUUCUUUUGACGGACAGGGAAACUUGGAAACAGCUGCUUGAAGAAAAAGAAUCUCAGUUUAAAGCAGAAAUAAAAACCCUAGAACAAAACCUUCAGAAUGUUCAGAAGUCCUCUGGACAGCACUUCACUGAGCUAGCAGCACUACAGCUACAGCAUAAGGAAUUACAGGAAGAAUAUAACCUGCUGAAGAUGUGUUUAGCACAAAAAGAAAGUGAAAUGACUGUGACUACUUCUUGUAUUCAGGAACUUGAAGAUAAGCUGCGAGACAAAGAAGUAAAGCCUAUAGAGAGAGAAAUACAGUUCCAAAUAGUGUCAGAGCAGAAAGUAGAGCAGGCAGUUGAAGUAAAGCAUGUAAAAGAAAAUGUUGUGCCCCUUGAAAAUGAACUACAUGUCUUUGCACAAACAUUGCAUGAUAAAGAGGUCACUUAUCAAAGAGAAAUUAGUGAACUCAAGGCAGCGGUUGCAGAACUCAAAUCUCAGAUUGAGAAAAAUAUGGAAGAUCUGGAAGCAGUGCGAACUGAAAGAGAUCUUUUCCACUCACAGUUAAAAUCUAAUUUGGAAAAGGAUCAAAAUAAUGAAAGUAAAGAAAUGAAACUUCAUAAGCUGGUGCCAGAACCUGAUGCAUACAUCACUUCUAAAGAAAUAGAGGAAGAGGGAGAAGAGAGAGAAUCAAGUAAGAAGCUAUUAGGAUCGGCUGAAUUUUCUUAUAGUGAUGAACUGGAGAAAUGUAUUGCUAUGACUAAUUUGAAGACCUCCAGUGAAAAUCUUGAGGUUCAAGAUAAAAAUCUACGAAGCAUGCUUUUGGUUCAGAGAGCUGAAAUAACAAAUACUGUUAAAGAACAAGAUCUUCAACCACUUUUUCAACAAAUGUUGCAACUUAAUAAUGUUGUCCAAAGUACACAAUUCAUUCAAAAGAUAUCAGAAAACUUUGAAAGUAUGGUCGUAGAUGAGAGUUCUUGGGAAUCGCCUGAGAUUAUGAGAAAGCAGAGUAAUAGCAUGGAGCUCCAAACAAGUCUUCUUUUAACGCCCUUCUCAGAAGUUGAUGUUAUACACAGCAUAGGCUUUGAAAGCUUUUGUUCAGAUUCCUCAGUCAUACAGAGCGAUAUCUCUAGAUUGUUGGAAUGCCCUGUUUCCUAUUCUAAUGGCUGUGAAGAAACAGCAGCCAAUCUCCUCAAGUCCCAGCAUUCCAGUCCCAACAUUCCAGUCCCUGUAUUCCCAGGACCUGUCUUCUCAGUCACUGAGUACAAUGGUGUGCAAGAAAAUAUUUCAGUUAAAGAUGCUGAAGGCUUCACUCUGCUGCUAUCCAAGUUGCAAGAUGAUCUAAGAUCAACGAUGUCUAGACUUGAGGGUGCAAGGACUGAAUAUGGGAACAAUAAGAGUUCAGAUUUAGUACUUCAGCUUAAUGAGGAAAGCCUAGAAACUAUGGUACACCAAGACUCCAGUGCCAUGGCUUAUCUGCAGUGCUUUGGGGUUGUUCCAGAUGUCACUGAACCAGCAAUGAAAGAAAGAGAAGAAUUUUCACAACACUUGAAGAAUGCACUGAAGAUGGUAUAUGAAGAGAGCUACAAAAUACUUGUUUUAUCAGAAAAAUCUGUUAAUGAUAACAAGAAAAUUCAGAAAUCUCCAUCCAAGGAGGGGUGCCAAAAAGAGAGACUAGCGUUGCUCGAUACCAUUCAGUCACUGAAGGAUUACCUCAACAAAGAACCUGAUAAAGAAGACAAGGAAAAGACAUCUCCUUUUUUUGACUGGAGGAGAGAACUUCUUCAAGCAGUCCAGUGUGUGUUGGAAAAAGAGCGGAAUAUGUUACAAAGCUACUUACAGGCACAUUUUUACAAUCCUGGAUCUGGAGAUGAAGGAUCGUUUAUGGAAAAGCUGGAGCAGAUAGCAGAACAACAAGAACGACAGCAAAAUAUAUUUCUGGAGCAUCUUUUGUCUUCAGAUAGAAACAGCUUGCUUACUGAAAUACAGGAUCUUGAAGCUCGGUUGCGACUGAUGCAUCUUCAAAGCCAGGAGAAGCUGCAAGAACUCCAAGAAACACUUAUUAACACAGAGAAUCAUCGGAGUAAACAAGAACAUCAGCUUCGAAGGCAGGUUGAAUUACUAGAAUAUAACCUUCAGCAGGAGAAAUCCAUUGCAAGUGACUUGCAGACUUCUUUAAAAAGAGAACAAGAGAAAGCCUUUGAGAAGCAUGAAUUACUGAAACAGGAACACACUGCAAUACUGAACUUGAAAUCAGAUCUCUGUGAAAGCAAACAAACAAAUGAGAGACUCCAAAAAUCCUUACAGGAACUCCAAAAAGAUGUAAUUAAGUACAGUUCUGCACUGGAAAAUAAGGAGAAAGGUAUGAGAGCUCUGCUUCAAGACUUGCAGAAUGAACAACUUAAAGAAAAAGAACUGCAGAAAGUGUUAGAUGAACAACAGCAUCAGGAUAAGAUAAAAGAGGAAGAGAAGUCAAAAGCAAUUCAGGAGUUGCAGGCUGCCUUGGAACUACAAUGCAUUCAGAACAAUCAGUUGUCUGUAGCUUUAGAGCAUGAACAAUCAGCAAACAGUAAUCUCCGUAAAGAACUUCAGAUUGAGCAUUCUCGCUGUGAAGCUUUAUUGUCGCAAGAUCAAAAUAAACUGUUGGAAUUGCAAAAAGAUUUAGAUAUUGAGAAGAACCGCAGUUUAGAACUCUUAAGUGCUUUGAACCAUGAACGUGUUUUGACAGAACAGCUUAGCAUGAAAAUAAAUGAAUGUGGGUCUUGUAAGCAUAAAGAUUUGUUGCAGGAACUGAAAACUCAGUUGUAUAAAGAGAGAUCACAUGUUAGGGAGCUUUCAGCCAUAAUUGAGAAGACACAACAGCAAGUACUUGAUUCUAAGAAACAAGGGGGUCAAAUGCAAAUAUACACUGAACAACCUCAGAAAGAACAAGAUCUCUGCACCAGUUCACAGGUUGCACAAAGCCAAAAACAGGACAUUAUCCUUGCAUUAGAGAUAAAGAGAGAUAUACAAAUGAGAGAGCAAGAAAACAGGACAGAACAAGGGAUAGAAGGGAUAAGGCAGGAACAGCAAACAGAAUGUGACAAACUAAAGGAACUACAGAGAGCUCGAGAAAGUCCGCAUGAGCUGGAAUUACAACAUUGGCAGAACAGUGGAAGAAUAAAGGAAUUGCAACAGAUGCUAGAACACUUGAAGGAACAGGAAAAAUACCUUAAUUAUCAUAAAAAUCAAGAUAAACUCCCUUCAUGGCCUUCAAAAAAUAAUUACAACAACUUAACCUUUACAACUGAUACUAUAAUGCUGCAUGUGGAGCGGCAGAAAUUAGAAAACAUCAGAGAACAGUUGCUCAUUGCUGUGGGUUAUCUUUCUGAGUUCGUAUAUAAAACUAUAGAUCGAACAUUUAACUGGCCUCCUUCAGAUGAUGAAGCAGUUGCAGCCUUGGUGCAUAUACUUGAGGAACUUAAAGCAGAGUUACUGGCUUCUUCCAAAUCUCCGAUCAUACCUACAUGCCUUAUUAACUCCAUGCAAGAAUCAGAAGAGAUGGCUCAUCAGGAGGAGAAACCUAUUUUGCAUAGUGGUUUGAAAGCAACAGAGUAUGAAGCAACAAAAAACAAUUUUGUGGCAGAAAACAAGUCAACUAUGUCACCUUCCAGUCUAAAGAUGCAAAAGUUAUAUAGGAAGUAUUUGAGAGCUGAAAGCUUUAGGAAAGCUCUGGUUUAUCAGAAAAAAUACCUUCUGCUGCUUCUGGGUGGAUUCCAAGAAUGUGAACAAGCAACACUGUCCCUCAUAGCACGAAUGGGCAUCUAUCCUUCCCCACCUGAUUUGAAUGUUUCUGAAUCACGGAGUCGUUCUUUUACAAAGUUUAGAUCUGCAGUCAGAAUGGUCAUUGCAAUAUUAAGGCUGAAGUUUCUGGUGAAAAAAUGGCAUAAAGUUGGUAGGAAAGAGAUGCCAUUGGAAACCGUUCCUCGUAGUGCUGGACACAACUCAUAUACCGGAGCUGGAAGAGAGGUAUUAAAGCAGCAGGAGCCCUUCCCAGGUGAUACUACUCAAGAAGCUGGAUAUUGCAACAAAAGCAACCUCAUGGGAUGUUGGAAUUGCUCACCUCUACCAUCACAUCAGUUGCAUAAUAAGUUUACUAGUGCUGCUUCUCAAGCAUCAUCUAAAGACCCUGAACAUUCAUUAACAGAAUAUAUUGCUCACUUGGAGGCCAUUCAGCGGAGACUAGGAAUUGUUAUGCCAGGACAGACUCAACAACAAGAGAAACCUUGAAUGUACUGAGGAUGCGUCCUUGAUAUGAAUUACAAAAACUUUCAGUCUCUGCUUUCUUCUUCAAUGAAUUCCUUGCACAAGCCACAUGCCUGGAUGCCCAGGAUCUGUAAACACUGUUGUUCAGUUGAAUAAAAGGGUCUGUUUCUGUGAGUUUUUCAUCACAUUUUUAUACAAUCCCCCCCAAAAAUUUUUUUGUGUACUUUGAAUAUUUCAUGAGAAAAUAAUUCUUCACAGUUUUUGUUGCAAUUACAAGGACACUUAAAAGCUAAGACAAGUGUGCAUUCCUGUAUUGCCAAAAAAGUGCCAAUAUGUCUCUGACAGUGCUUCUUUUUACUAAAACAAUUCAAUGGGAUUUCAUUUAACCAAUUAUUAAAAG
This is a messenger RNA of Rhineura floridana, 12000 nucleotides long. It is a transcript of the gene PCNT, whose product is annotated as pericentrin. Lineage: Eukaryota; Metazoa; Chordata; Lepidosauria; Squamata; Rhineuridae. Gene Ontology annotation, biological process: signal transduction. The record is from RefSeq and is a predicted model, not a curated record. The coding region runs from base 78 to 11624 and encodes 3848 amino acids. The transcript has 44 exons. Gene Ontology annotation, molecular function: molecular adaptor activity.